AUGUCAUUCAUCUUGAAGGGAGUUGCAUAUAUUACUGGUGCUGGCUCUGGCAUCGGACAGCACACUGCGUAUGCUCUUGCAAAGCAGGGAGUACGCUCAUUCGCCCUCGUCGAUCGCAACCCCGUAUCAAAGACAGUCGGCGAACUAAACAAAAUAUCGCCUAACGUCUUGGUCAAGGAGUUCGAGUUAGAUGUUACCGACGAAAAAGCUGUUGAUGAUAGCAUAGAAAAGACUGUCAAAGAAUUCGGUAGAUUGGAUUACGCGGUCAACAAUGCGGGAAUCGGCGGCAUGAUCAAGACGUCGGAUCAAAUACCAAGAGACCACUUCGAGAAGGUCAUGUCUGUGAAUACGAUUGCUGUCUGGCAAUGUCAGCGCGCGCAGAUCCGACAGAUGCUGAAGCAAGACAAAUUGUCAGACUCUUAUCGCUCUUAUCGGGGGUCCAUUGUCAACGUAGCAUCCAUGUACGGUGUAGCAGCACCACCGCUUAAUAUCCCGGCUACAGCAUACGCUACAAGCAAACAUGCAGUUGUCGGUCUGACCAAAUCUGAUGCACUCACAUUCGCCCACAAAGGCAUCAGGAUCAACGCCAUAUCCCCUGGAUAUGUGCUGACGCCGCUGGUCCAGGAAACCAUGAGUAAAGGCGACAUGAUGGAGCAAGAGAGGUUGAAGGUUCCAAUUCAUCGCUACUCAGAAAUGGAAGAGAUUGGCGAUUGCAUCGCAUUUCUGCAUUCCGAUGCGGCUAGUUACAUGAUUGGGGCCAACUUAGUUGCAGAUGGAGGAUACACAGUCCUAUAG
This is a messenger RNA of Bipolaris maydis ATCC 48331, 795 nucleotides long. The record is from RefSeq and is a predicted model, not a curated record. NCBI's taxonomy places the organism in Eukaryota, Fungi, Ascomycota, Dothideomycetes, Pleosporales, Pleosporaceae.